AUGUCGACCAAAGCAGAACAGGCAGUCAAGCCGGUAGAGCGACCUUUUGCGCUCAUCGAUUCGGAUCCUCACGCCAAGCGCGUGAUGAGCUACAUGAGACCAUCAGACUAUGCCGUCUGGGCAAGUGCUACUGCUACCUUUCCAGCGCUACAGUACCUCAAACAAACGCAAAGCCCAUUGGGUGCAAUGCCUAAACAUAUGGGGACAGCUCUCAAGAUAGGCGGCUUCUUGGGUUUUGUGGGUGGCUUCCUGCUGGCUUACCAGCGUAGCACAUUCCGCUUCUGGGGCUGGACAGAGAAUGCGCAAGAAGUCGAUAGAGACUACAAGGAACUGUCUGCACGAGCCAAAGCAGGCUUACCGCUCUACGGUGAGAGCAGUCAGCCGGACUACAUCCAGGGCGUUGCGUUUCGCAACUCCCAAUGGUCACAGCUCAAAUUCCAAGCGAUACCCUGGUUCAACUUUGUCAAUCACCCUUAUCAUGGCGUGGAUACGACAAAGUACUACAAGGAGGCCGCCGAGAAAGAGUAG
Messenger RNA from Mixia osmundae IAM 14324, 528 nucleotides. RefSeq lists its product as uncharacterized. The coding region runs from base 1 to 528 and encodes 175 amino acids. NCBI's taxonomy places the organism in Eukaryota, Fungi, Basidiomycota, Mixiomycetes, Mixiales, Mixiaceae. The transcript has 5 exons. The record is from RefSeq and is a predicted model, not a curated record.